AUGCUUUCACUCUCUAUUUCAACCCUGGGUUACAUGAUUCUCUCUCUUUCUCUCAGGUCACACGCUUCUCUAUUUCUCACUCUCUCUCUCAUCACACAAUUCUCUUUCUCUCUCUCUCUCUUGUCACACAAUUCUGUUUCUCUCUCUCUCUCUCUCUUGUCACACAAUUCUCUUUCUCUCUCUUGUCACACAAUUCUCUUUCUCUCUCUUGUCACACAAUUCUCUUUUUCUCUCUCUUGUCACACAAUUCUCUUUCUCUCGCUUGUCACACAAUUCUCUUUCUCUCUCUUGUCACACAAUUCUCUCUCUCUCUCUCUUGUCACACAAUUCUCUCUCUCUCUCUCUCUUGUCACACAAUUCUCUUUCUCUCUCUUGUCACACAAUUCUCUUUCUCUCUCUUGUCACACAAUUCUCUUUUUCUCUCUCUUGUCACACAAUUCUCUUUUUCUCUCUCUUGUCACACAAUUCUCUCUUUCUCUCUCUUGUCACACAAUUCUCUCUUUCUCUCUCUUGUCACACAAUUCUCUCUUUCUCUCUCUUGUCACACAAUUCUCUCUUUCUCUCUCUUGUCACACAAUUCUCUCUUUCUCUCUCUUGUCACACAAUUCUCUCUUUCUCUCUCUUGUCACACAAUUCUCUCUUUCUCUCUCUUGUCACACAAUUCUCUUUUUUUUUCUCUCUCUCUUGUCACACAAUUCUCUUUCUCUCUCUCUCUCUCUCUUGUCACACAAUUCUCUUUCUCUCUCUCUCUCUCUUGUCACACAAUUCUCUUUCUCUCUCUCUCUCUCUUGUCACACAAUUCUCUUUCUCUCUCUCUCUCUCUCUCUUGUCACACAAUUCUCUUUCUCUCUCUCGUCACACAAUUCUCUUUCUCUCUUCUCACACAAUUCUCUUUCUCUCUUCUCACACAAUUCUCUUUCUCUCUCUUGUCACACAAUUCUCUUUCUCUCUCUCUUGUCACACAAUUCUCUUUCUCUCUCUUGUCACACAAUUCUCUCUCUCUCUCUCUCUUGUCACACAAUUCUCUCUCUCUCUCUCUCUUGUCACACAAUUCUCUCUCUCUCUCUCUCUCUUGUCACAAUUCUCUCUCUCUCUCUCUCUUGUCACACAAUUCUCUCUCUCUCUCUUGUUGUCCACAAUUCUCUUUCUCUUUGUCACACAAUUCUCUUUCUCUCUUGUCACACAAUUCUCUCUCUCUCUCUCUCUCUUGUCACACAAUUCUCUUUUUCUCUCUCUUGUCACACAAUUCUCUCUCUCUCUCUCUUGUCCACACAAUUCUCUUUUCUCUCUCUUGUCACACAAUUCUCUUUUUCUCUCUCUUGUCAUGCAAUUCUCUUUUUCUCUCUCUUGUCACACAAUUCUCUUUUUCUCUCUCUUGUCACACAAUUCUCUUUUUCUCUCUCUUGUCACACAAUUCUCUUUUUCUCUCUCUUGUCACACAAUUCUCUUUUUCUCUCUCUUGUCACACAAUUCUCUUUUCUCUCUCUUGUCACACAAUUCUCUUUUCUCUCUCUUGUCACACAAUUCUCUUUUCUCUCUCUUGUCACACAAUUCUCUUUUCUCUCUCUUGUCACACACAAUUCUCUUUUCUCUCUCUUGUCACACAAUUCUCUUUCUCUCUCUCUCUCUUGUCACACAAUUCUCUUUUUCUCUCUCUCUCUUGUCACACAAUUCUCUCUCUCUCUCUCUUGUCACACAAUUCUCUUUCUCUCUCUCUUGUCACACAAUUCUCUUUCUCUCUCUCUCUCUUGUCACACAAUUCUCUUUCUCUCUCUCUCUCUCUUGUCACACAAUUCUCUUUUUCUCUCUCUCUCUCUCUUGUCACACAAUUCUCUUUUUCUCUCUCUCUCUCUCUUGUCACACAAUUCUCUUUUUCUCUCUCUCUCUCUCUUGUCAUGCAAUUCUCUUUUUCUCUCUCUCUCUCUCUCUCUCUCUCUCUCUUGUCACACAAUUCUCUUUCUGUCUUUCUCUCUCUCAUCACACAAACCUCUGUCUCUCUCUCGUCAUACAAUUCUCUCUCUCACUCUUCCCACACAAUUCUCUUUUUUUCUCUCUUGGGUUAAACUCUUCUCUUGGGUUACACAAUUUUCUCUCUCUCCCUGUGUCUUAAGUUACACAAUUCUCUAUCCCUCUCUUUAUCUUGGUUUACACAAUUUGCUAUCUCUCUCUCUCUCUCUUCUGUUCAUGCCAUCCUCUUUCUCUCUUGUUCUCUCUUUGUAUCAGACAGUUCUGUCUCCAUCUUGUAACAUACAAUUAUUUUUCUCUCUUUCUUGUAUAGCACAGUAUUCUUUUAAUCUCUUAUCUCUUUAUCUCUCUCUUUCUCACACAAUUUUUUUCUCUACCUUUCAUUUAUCAUUCUCUUGCUCUCUCAUAUCACAAUCUCUCUCUCUUCCUCAUAUUGUAGAAUCUCUCUCUCUUCCUCAUAUUGUAGAAUCUCUCUCUCUUCCUCAUAUCUCUUCCUCAUAUUGUAGAAUCUCUCUCUCUUCCUCAUAUUGUAGAUCUCUCUCUCUUCCUCAUAUUGUAGAAUCUCUCUCUCUUCCUCAUAUUGUAGAAUCUCUCUCUCUUCCUCAUAUUGUAGAAUCUCUCUCUCUUCCUCAUAUUGUAGAAUCUCUCUCUCUUCCUCAUAUUGUAGAAUCUCUCUCUCUUCCUUUUAUUGUAGAGUCUCCCUCUCUUUUUAUUAGUCUCUCUCUUCCUCUUAUUGUAGAGUCUCUCUCUUCCUCUUAUUGUAGAGUCUCUCUCUCUUCCUUUUAUUGUAGAGUCUCUCUCUCUUUUCGUCUUAUUGUAGAGUCUCUCUCUCUCUCUUCCUCUUUCCUUAGUCUCUCUCUCUUCCUCUUAUUGAGAGUCUCUCUCUCUUCCUCUUAUUGUAGAGUCUCUCUCUCUUCCUCUUAUUGUAGAGUCUCUCUCUCUCUUCCUCUUAUUGUAGAGUCUCUCUCUCUCUUCCUCUUAUUUCUCUCUCUCUCUUCCUCUUAUUGUAAUCUCUCUCUCUCUUCUCUUAUUGUAAGUCUCUCUCUCUUCCUCUUAUUGUCUCUCUCUCUCUCUUACCAUGCAAUCUCUCUCUCUCUCUCUUACCAUGCAAUCUCUCUCUCUCUCUCUCUCUUACCAUGCAAUCUCUCUCUCUCUCUCUCUCUUACCAUGCAAUCUCUCUAUUUCAUAAUUCACUUUCUCUCUUUUUUUUUAUCAUACAAUUUGUCUUCUCUCCCUCUCUUAAUACAAUUCACUCAUACAAUUUUCUUUCCGCCACUCAAAAUCAAACAUAUUAGAUUUCUUGUAGAGAAAAAGACAGGAUUAUAUUUCAAUCUUAAAUUAGAAAAAGAAAGAUAA
Molecule: messenger RNA, 3321 nt
Organism: Acanthosepion pharaonis
Lineage: Eukaryota; Metazoa; Mollusca; Cephalopoda; Sepiida; Sepiidae
Source: the annotation of a GenBank genome assembly